AUUGCAGCGCCCCUUGGCGGUCUUAUAAGAAACGUCAGAGUUGGAAAGAAAAUCUUCAUAAAAAUUCACGUGUGAUUUUUUGGGGGAUUUUUGUAGUGAAUUAAAGUAGUGAUUGCGUGAAAAUCUGCAAAAAUGAAGAUCCGAUUUAACACCUAUGACAUCGUGUGCAUUGUCACGGAGCUGCAAAAGCUCAUUGGGAUGCGUGUUAAUCAGAUUUAUGAUAUUGACAACAAGACUUACCUUCUGCGGCUGCAGCGGACGGAGGAGAAGGUUGUACUGCUGAUGGAGUCCGGAAACAGGUUGCACACAACGGCGUUUGAAUGGCCCAAAAACGUGGCACCAUCGGGGUUCACAAUGAAGCUCCGGAAGCACUUGAAGAAUAAACGCCUCGAAAGCCUGAAGCAGGUGGGAAAUGACAGAAUUGUUGAUCUCCAGUUUGGAACCGGAGAGGCUGCUUACCACAUAAUCCUGGAGCUGUACGAUCGUGGAAAUAUCCUGCUGUGUGACUACGAGAUGACCAUCCUCAAUGUCCUACGACCUCAUGCAGAGGGUGAGGAAGUUCGAUUCGUCGUCCGGGAGAAGUAUCCACUGCAGAGGGCAAAGCAGAACACGGAAGUUAGUGAGGAAGUUGUCCGGGAGGCAAUUGAGAAUGCCCAACAAGGGGCAGCUCUUCGUACAAUUCUCAAUCCAAUUCUCAACUGUGGUCCAUCUGUGAUUGAUCAUGUUCUCCUGAAGAGAGAUCUCUUAGCUUGCAAGGUUGAGGGUAAGAAGACAGAGGAGGAAGCCCAGCCAAUCGACGGGGGAGGGAAGAAGCGCAAACAGAAGAACAAAGAGAGCACAAAGUACGGAAGCAGGGAUUUUUCCUUUGAGAAAGACUUUCCGGCACUAAUGGAAGCUGUCAAGGAGGCACAAGAAAUGCUGGAGAAUGCUUCGAGUAAUCCCUCAAAGGGCAUUAUAAUCCAAAAGGAGGAAAUAAGACCCACACAGAAUGGCCCUGGGGAGGCCUUCUUUGUCAACGUUGAGUACCAUCCAUUCCUCUUCCAGCAAUUCAGUGAUCGCCCCUUCCGGGAGUUUGAUUCUUUCGAUGCAGCUGUGGAUGAAUUCCAUUCCACCAUGGAAGGGCAGAAGAUUGACGUGAAGGCUAUGCAGCAGGAACGAGAGGCCCUGAAGAAACUAUCAAACGUCCGGGAGGAUCAUGCCAAGAGAAUUGAAGAGCUGACAAAGACUCAACUUGUGGACAGAGAUAAGGCUGAACUCAUAACACGCAAUCAGGAGCUUGUGGACAAGGCAAUCUUUGCCAUUCAAUCCGCUCUUGCGAAUCAGAUGUCAUGGCCUGAUAUUCAAGAACUCGUGAAGGUAGCUCAGAAUAAUCAAGAUCCCGUAGCGCUUACGAUCAAGAAGCUAAAGCUUGAAGUCAACAGUAUCUCCCUCCAACUCUCCGAUCCCUACUCAAACGCCGACGAGGAUGCUUCAGAUGAUGAUGAACACGAGGAAGGAAGAGAUAAACUCGAAACAAUGGUUGUGGAUGUUGAUCUCUCACUUUCUGCCUUUGCAAAUGCUCGAAAUUACUACGAUCAGAAGCGUAGUGCCGCGAAGAAAGAGCAGAAGACGCUCGAUGCGUCCGGGAAGGCUCUCAAAUCGGCGGAAAGACGAACCCAGCAGACCCUAAAGGAUGUCAAGACACUCACAAAUAUUUCCAAAGCAAGGAAAGUGUACUGGUUUGAGAAAUUCUACUGGUUUAUCAGCUCUGAAAAUUACCUCGUGAUCGGUGGACGUGAUCAGCAGCAGAACGAGAUGAUUGUGAAGCGCUACAUGCGCCCAACGGACAUCUACGUGCACGCUGAGAUUCAGGGAGCUUCGAGUGUUGUAAUACGCAAUCCCGGAGGUGGAGAAGUCCCCCCGAAGACUCUCCUUGAAGCCGGGACAAUGGCUAUCUCGUACAGCGUUGCGUGGGAUGCAAAAGUCGUCACAAAUGCGUACUGGGUGCGUAGUGAUCAGGUCAGCAAGACUGCACCAACGGGAGAAUAUUUGGGCACAGGAAGCUUCAUGAUACGCGGCAAGAAGAACUUCCUUCCCCCAUGUCAGCUUGUUCUCGGUCUAAGCUUCCUCUUCCGCCUGGAAGAUAGUUCCGUUGAGAGGCACAAAGGGGAGCGUCGUGUCCGGCAAUUUGGUGAUGAUGAUGAUUCCCUCAGCCGGCAAACUUCUAUUGAAACAGAACGCCUUUCCAGCAUCUCGGAAGACGUUGAGAUUGAUCUGGACAAGGAAGAUGAUGAGAAGGACGAGGAGAAGGAAGAAGGGAAUGACGAAGGGAAUGAUUCAGCGUCAGAUUCAGACGAAGAAGGCGGUGUAAAGUAUCCGGAUACUCAUGUAAAGAUUGAGCACGACACAGGAAGAGUAACCCUGAAAUCGGACGCAAUAAUGGAGCGUCUGCAAUCAAUUGAAGAGGAACCAGACACCGUGGACAAUGCUAUUUAUCUCGGAGACGAUAAGCCUUACAUAAUCCCUGCUCUCCCGCGGCCACCAAAGAAGAAGCAGCAGCAGAAGAAGAAAAUGCUGAAAGAGCCGGUAAUUGAGGAGAAGGAUGAAGAGAAGUCCGAUGAAGAAGGGCAGGAGAACAAGCAAGGUGGGAAUCAGGUGAAACGCCGGCAGAAGGGGAAACUAAAGAAGAUGAAGCAGAAGUAUAAGGAUCAGGAUGAAGAUGAGCGAAAGCAGAAGAUGGAGAUUCUCAAAUCCGACGGGAAGAGUGCGAAGGAGAAGAAGAAGAAGGCUCAAGAGGAGGAAAUUAAGAAGAUUAAUCGACGUAAUGUUGCCGCCAGGAAGCCCCGAGAGCCCGUGGAAGGGGAAGAAGUUGAUGAAACCCCAGCUGCAGCAGAUGUGGACAUGCUGGACUUCCUCACAGGGUCUCCCGUUGAGGAAGAUGAACUCCUCUUUGCUGUCCCAGUGAUUGCACCCUAUCAAGCACUACAUAACUACAAAUUCAAGGUGAAACUAACUCCAGGCACGGGGAGACGCGGAAAGGCAUCAAAGAUGGCUGUUCUGAUCUUCCAGAAGGAUAAAACGUGCACCGGCCGUGAGAAGGAUCUCCUCAAGAGCGUCAAGGAUGAAAUGAUAGCUCGCAAUAUCCCAGGGAAAGUUAAACUAUCAGCGCCACAGCUGCAGAAAUUCAAAAAAUAAGCGUCACGCCAAUAUGAAUUUAACUUCCGCAAAACUCCCUCAAUUACGAUGAAAUAUUAAAGAAAAAAAAACUAUUUGAUGAAA
Lutzomyia longipalpis is the source of this 3258-nucleotide messenger RNA. RefSeq names its product ribosome quality control complex subunit NEMF homolog (gene Clbn). Bases 133 to 3174 code for a protein of 1013 amino acids. Gene Ontology annotation, molecular function: ribosomal large subunit binding; tRNA binding. The transcript has 3 exons. Gene Ontology annotation, biological process: rescue of stalled cytosolic ribosome; ribosome-associated ubiquitin-dependent protein catabolic process. The record is from RefSeq and is a predicted model, not a curated record. Gene Ontology annotation, cellular component: RQC complex. NCBI's taxonomy places the organism in Eukaryota, Metazoa, Arthropoda, Insecta, Diptera, Psychodidae.